Molecule: messenger RNA, 1548 nt
Organism: Achroia grisella
Lineage: Eukaryota; Metazoa; Arthropoda; Insecta; Lepidoptera; Pyralidae
Product: UDP-glucosyltransferase 2-like
Exons: 8
Molecular function (GO): UDP-glycosyltransferase activity
Source: RefSeq, a predicted model, not a curated record
AUGGACAAGUUGGUUCUAUGGUUAUUCUUUGUAACAGUAGCAAUAAACUUCUGCAAUGCAUACAAAUUAUUAGUAGUAUUUCCAUUUCCUGCCAAGAGCCAUAGUAUUCUUGGUGAUAAUGUGGUUAGACAUCUACUGGAUGCUGAACAUGAAGUUACGUAUAUUACACCAUUUCCAACCAAGAAUCCCCGAAAGAAUUUGGUACAGAUAGAUGUUAGUGAGAAUUUUGAAUUGUUUGCAGGAAAUAUACCAAAUAUUACACUAAUAUUGAACAACAAAAUGGUGUUCAAUGAUCCAGUAAAAAAGUUUAAAUUAUUCACCAAAUUAUUUGAAAAUACUAUUACGAAUGUUAACGUUGUUAAAUUAUUAAGUGACACCAACCAGAGGUUUGAUGCAGUUGUCGCCGAAUGGAUGUUUUAUGAUACUUAUUCUGGAUUAUCUUCAUUAUACGAAUGCCCUUUUAUCUGGGUUUCUACUAUCGAACCUCAUUCAUUAAUACUUAGUUUAAUUGAUGAAAAUACAAAUCCAGUUUAUGUACCAGACAUUAUGUCAAGUAACAUACCACCAUAUGGUUUCAAGCAGCGAGUUAGUGAACUUUAUACUCAGUUGAGAACCUUGGCAUUCAAAACUUUUUAUGCAGAUGUUGCUUGUAAAGAAGAUUUCGAAAGUUUUAUUGGACCCUACUUCACUAUGAGAAACAAAGACAUUCCUUCAUUUUAUGACGUCAAUGGCAAUAUAUCCUUAAUUUUGGGAAAUUCUCACGUAUCGUUAGGACAAGCAACUAGAUUACCACAAAAUUAUAUACCUAUUGCAGGAUAUCAUAUAGAUUCUAAUGUGAAACCAUUGCCAGAAGAUCUGAAGAACUUAUUGGACAAUUCAAAAAGUGGUUUGAUAUACUUUAGCAUGGGUUCAAAUCUCAAAAGUAAAGAUCUUCCGGAUGAAAUAAAAAGGGGCUUAUUGAAAGUAUUUGGUGAAUUGAAACAAACCGUGCUGUGGAAAUUUGAAGAAGUGGUUUCUGAUUUGCCGGAAAAUGUUCAUAUAGUUCAAUGGGCUCCACAACAUGGCAUUUUAGCGCAUCCAAAUUGUAUCCUGUUCAUAACUCACGGUGGACAUCUUUCAACAACUGAGACUGUACAUUUUGGAAAACCCGUAAUUGGAAUUCCAGUAUUUGCCGAUCAGUUUGUUAAUAUCGAAAGAGCUGUAAACAAAGGUUUUGCUAUAAGAGUGAGCUUGUCUUACACAAUGGCGGAUGAUUUGAAGGUUGCUAUUAAAGAUGUUCUUAAUGAUAAUAAAUAUAAAGAAAGAGCGAAGGAGCUGUCGGCUAUUUACCACGACCGACCUACGUCGCCUGAUAAGGAGUUGGUACACUGGGUGCAGCACGUGGUCCGCACGGGAGGCGCUCCUCAUCUUCGGUCACCAGCUUUCCUUGUACCCGUCUAUCAGAAAUACUAUUUGGAUUUAUUAGCUCUUAUUUUAGCAAUUAUUAUACUAUUAGUCAUUUCGCUAAAACGGAUACUAAAAUCUAAGAAAAAAGAAAAUAUUAAAAAG